AUGGUGAGGGAAACAAGUUUGAGCAUUGAAGCAGGAAAUGAAUCUUCCAAGUUUGAUGAUGAUGGCCGACUAAAAAGGACUGGUUUCGGGUUUCGGAUUUUAGCGUUUUCGGGGUUUUCAUGUUUUUGGGUUUUCGGGUUUCAUGUUUCUCGGGUUUUCGCAUUUUCGGGUUUCAGGUUCAGUGUUUUCGCCGGGGGCGGACCCAAGAGUCGAGUUAUUUUAUGCUUCUCCGAUGUCCUUGUUGAGAUACAGGACACAAUAAAAUCAGGGGCGGAAUCGGAAAGCAAAGUAAUGAAGAAGGCUACGUUGGCUGGAAUAUCGGUCUCCACCGUUUUCUACAUGCUAUGUGGGAUUUUAGGAUACGCCGCUUUUGGCAAUAAUGCCCCUGGGAAUAUGCUUACCGGUUUCGGCUUCUACGAGCCUUUUUGGCUAGUCGGUUUAGCUAAUUUAUUCAUCGUAAUUCAUCUCAUUGGAGCUUACCAGGUGUUAAGCCAGCCGAUAUUCGGGGUUGUGGAGGAUUGGAUCAAAGAAAAACGGCCGAAAAACAAAUUUCUAACGGGGGAAUAUUCUAUUUUCAAAUUGAGUUUGUUCAGGCUGACUUGGAGAACAAGUUACGUGAUAUUCACGACAACGUUAGCUAUGCUAUUUCCGUUCUUCAAUGAUUUUGUCGGACUUAUUGGAGCUAUCACGUUUUGGCCGUUGACCGUUUAUUUCCCGAUCGAAAUCUACUUGGCGAGAUCAAAGAUUCCAAGAUUCUCUUUCAAGUGGAUUUGGAUGCGAUCGCUUAGCGGCAUUUGUCUUGUCGUUUCACUUCUUGCAGCUGCCGGUUCGAUCGAGGGACUCGUGAAAUCACUCGGAAUGUUUAAGCCCUUCCAUUCGGUGUCGUAA
Erythranthe guttata (spotted monkey flower) is the source of this 888-nucleotide messenger RNA. The record is from RefSeq and is a predicted model, not a curated record. Lineage: Eukaryota; Viridiplantae; Streptophyta; Magnoliopsida; Lamiales; Phrymaceae.